AUAAUUAAAAUUUACAUCACUUGCAAAAAUAUAAUUAAUUAAAUCACAUCAUUGUUUGAAUCGUGGAGAUAUAUAUGAAAAUCAUUGAAGAUGUAUGGGAUCCGAGAGGCUUAAAUGAAUUGAAUUUUCGCAAAAGAUGAGGAGAAGGUGACCUCGAGGGAAACAAAAUCGAAAAGGAAAGCAAAUCACUUGUUAAUUAUCUGCGUAAUCUCCACGUUGAUUUCUUGGUUUUCUAAAUUCAUAACCUCUAAUUCAAUUAAUAUAUUGCAUUUAUUGAUGAAAAAUAAAUUAAUAUAUUGCAAUUUUCAUUGAAGAAAGGAAAUCAACUGGCCUGCAACUCUUCACAUUCUUGUCAUCUUCAAAAAUGGAGCCUUUUAGAGAUUGAUCAUGGCUCAGGACACAACGGAUCAGAACAAGGAAGAGAUUUCUUAGGUUCAGACAUGGAAACCAUGAAAAGCUUUCAGGUGAGCAAAGAAAAGUUGGGAUUUGAUUCGCAGAGAUUCACAACAGUUCUGAUAGUGUGUUUGAUUGCUUUGCCUGUGUCAUUAAUGGUAUCAAUGAUGUAUCGGAACUCGACGUUUCAGUCAAGUCUAGUACCCGGAGAAAAUGCUAAAAAAUCUAUGGCUUCAGGAGUUGAAUCAGAAAUUCAUUCCCCUGAAUCUCCCAUCUUUCCUACUGGAAAAUUGCUUAAUGGUUCUUUGGAACCCGGAAUUAAUCAAGAAUCAGAUUCAAGAAAUGCUACCUCUCCAGGACCUGAACCAACCAGCAAGAAUACUGACAAACUGCUAAAUGGAACUUCAAAUCCAGGACUUGGCAAAGAAUCAGGCUCAAGAAAUGACUCUUCUCAGGUUCAACCUCCCAGAGUAGGUGAUGAUAAAUUGCUUCAAGGACUUGUGCCUCCUGGAAUAUUUGAUGAAGGAUCCUGCUUAAGCAGAUACCAAUCUAUGCUAUAUCGACAACCUUCAUCGAAUAAGCCCUCUUCGUAUCUCCUUUCAAAACUACGCAACUACGAAGAUCUUCACAAGCGAUGUGGACCUUAUUCGAAAGCUUAUAACCGAGCAGUAAGAAGACUGGGAGCUAGGUCCACAAUCAGUAGGAGCUCUAGAGGGUGUAAGUACAUUGUAUGGAUACCUGCAAAUGGCUUGGGGAACAGGAUGUUAAGUAUGGCUGCAACAUUCCUCUAUGCUCUCCUCACAAACCGAGUGCUUCUUGUCGAUCAUGGAGACGAUAUGGCUGAUCUCUUCUGCGAGCCAUUUCCUAAUUCAUCAUGGUUAUUGCCUAGAAACUUUCCACUCAAGCAGCUUGGAGUUUUGGAAACUAGACGAGCUCAUAGUUAUGGAAACAUGUUAAAAACUGGCAUUGUAAAUAUGUCGAAUGAUCAGUCACUGCCUUCUCAUCUAUAUCUUAAUCUUGAUCAUAGUGAUUAUGACCUUGAUAAGAAGUUGUUCUACUGUGAUGAAAGUGAAGCACCUCUCAGAAAGGUCACUUGGUUGAUUCUAUUGUCAGACCAAUACUUUUCCUCUUAUUUCUUCAUGAGCCCAGCUUACAAGGAAGAGGUAAGUAAAUUAUUUCCUGAGAAGAAUACUGUGUUUCAAUACUUGGGUAGCUAUCUUUUUAACCCCUCAAAUCAGGCAUGGGGUUUAAUCACCAGGUUUUAUGAUGCAUACCUUGCCAAAGCAGAUGAAAGGAUUGGCCUCCAAAUCAGAGUUUAUGCUAAAACUACGCCGUUUCAAACUGUUAUAGAUCAAAUAUUUGCUUGUUCUCUGAAGGAGAACAUCCUACCAGAUAUAGAAACCCAGAAAUCUGUACCUUCACAUUCCCAGUCCAAAAACAAGACAUCAAAAGCUAUUUUAAUAACUUCUUUAUAUUCUGAGUUUUAUGCAAAUUUAAGUAAUAUGUAUUGGACAAGACCAACAACGACAGAUGAAGUCAUUGGAGUUUUCCAGCCAAGUCAUGAAGAGUAUCAACAUUUUGGGAAUAACAUACACAACAUGAAGGCAUGGGCUGAAAUUUAUUUGUUAAGUCUGAGUGAUGUGUUGGUGACUAGUGCUUGGUCUACUUUUGGCUAUGUUGCUCAGGGACUAGGAGGAUUGAAGCCGUGGAUUCUGCACAAGACAGAUGAUAACAAAAUCCCAAAACCACCUUGUGUUAGAGACUUGUCCAUGGAGCCUUGUUUUCACUUUCCUCCAACCUAUGAUUGCCAAGCAAAGGUGAAAACCGAUGCUGGUUCUCUGUUCCCUUAUUUGAGACACUGUGUGGAUUUCAAUCAUGGGGUGAAGCUGGUCACAGAGAUUUGAGAACUUCAACUGUUCUUUUUGACAAUGAAAUGUUUUUUUGUAACUUUAUAUAGAUACAAGCAUACAGAAAUCUUCUUUAACAUUUGGUUUAGUCAUGUAAUUUUCCGACCAACGUCUCUUAUAGGAUUCAGGGUAAUUACACAAGAAAGGUUAUUUCGUUUGCUGCAUCUCGUUG
Manihot esculenta (cassava) is the source of this 2472-nucleotide messenger RNA. RefSeq names its product galactoside 2-alpha-L-fucosyltransferase. The coding region runs from base 441 to 2297 and encodes 618 amino acids. The record is from RefSeq and is a predicted model, not a curated record. Gene Ontology annotation, biological process: xyloglucan biosynthetic process; cell wall biogenesis. The transcript is spliced from 4 exons. Gene Ontology annotation, cellular component: Golgi apparatus; membrane. Gene Ontology annotation, molecular function: galactoside 2-alpha-L-fucosyltransferase activity. NCBI's taxonomy places the organism in Eukaryota, Viridiplantae, Streptophyta, Magnoliopsida, Malpighiales, Euphorbiaceae.